CCCAACAUAACUUGGACCGAAUCCAGCCUUCUCCAUUUCAGCGGACCUUCGGCAAGGUCCCAUUGUUUUCACCCGAAACAAUAACUAUUUGUAACAUCUCUAAAUUUUCAUAUUGGCAACACAUUGUGUCCUUCCAAGCAGCUUGCAACGCUGCUGUAUCUACAGAUAUCUGAGGUUGAUUAGCAUCUAUAAGUUUCUUGCUUGAAGCCAUGCUCCGUACAGUUAUGGCUGGAAUGUUGGUCACCAUGGAAAGGCGGCGCCUGAUGGAGUUGAUUCCAGAAACAAUAAGAAAGUUUUGGAAAAUCUGGCAGUUGAGGUUUCUGGUUUUUGUCAGCCUUUUCUUGCAAAUUGCAUUGAUAUCAUUGGGUAAGGUCAGAAAACGCCAUGGGAAGCCUGUGCUGAGAUUUAUAAUUUGGUCUGCAUAUUUAUUGGCAGACUGGGUGGCAACACUUGGACUUGGGGUUAUCCUCAACAGAGUCCAAGAACACCCAAACAAAGAUGCGCCUAUAGAUGAUGAUCUUAUAUCAUUUUGGGCACCUUUCUUGCUGCUCCAUCUGGGUGGUCCAGAUACAAUCACUGCCUACUCGUUAGAGGACAACCAGCUUUGGCAGAGGCGAGUGCUUGAGCUGGUUACCCAAUUAUCUGUGGUUGUUUACAUAUUAAUUGUAGCCUGGCCAGGUAAAUCCUUUCUCUCUCUCCUGACUAUGCUAAUGCUGCUAGCUGGUGUAGUCAAGUUUGGAGAGAGAAUAUAUUCCUUAAGAUCUGCAAGCACUGACCAGUUCCGCUUUUCACAAAUGACGGAGCCUGAGCCGGGACCGAAUUAUUCCAAGUUUAUGGAGGAAUUCACCCUGAAAAAGGCAGAGGGGUUCUACAUGAGAGCAAUUGAGGUUAUUGAGACCCCUCUUCCAACUCAUGCUUCCAUUUCCAUUUCCAAUGAGAAUGAAGAUUUGGUUCUUAAAGCGUGUGACCUAUUCCGAACCUUCAAGCGCCUUUUUGUAGACCUCAUUCUUAGCUUCCAAGAUCGAGAUAAGAGUCAGCGUGUCUUCCACAAUCUCGGUUAUGAAAAAGCCUUUGAGGUGAUUGAGAUUGAGCUUGGAUUUGCAUAUGAUGUGUUCUACACCAAGGCACCUGUUGCUUAUAAUCGAAGGGGGCACAUUUUUCGCCUAUUUACCUUGCUAGCAACCUUAUCUUCGUUGGUGGCCUUUAUCGUUAUCCACAGGGUAAAAAAAGAUCAUUACAACAAAGUUGACCUAAUCAUAACCUACUUACUGCUUGUGGUAGCUAUAAUAUUGGAGAUCUGUUCUUACCUCAUUCUUCUAUUCUCAGACUGGUCAGAUCACUGGGUGAAGAAGCACUACAAGCAGAGCAUCAUCUCUUCCUCCAGGCACCUUUUUAGGGUGCCAAGGAAAGAGGUGCCUAGGAAACGAUGGUCUAACUCGAUUGCCCAGUAUAGCAUACAAAUUUUUUGUCGAGAACAAAAGUCAAGCAAAUUUCCUCAAUUCUUGAAGCUCUUGAUGGCUGAAAACAAGGUAGAUGAACUUUACUACCUUACCUAUACCGGUGUGUCUAAUGAUUUAAAGGAUUUGAUCUUCGAAUAUUUUUCGAAGAUCUCAAAAAGUGGUGAUAAGAGCCAAUUUUCUGCUUUAUGCACCUCUAGAGGCAAGCGUGUCCUGGAUGGUAAGGAUUGUAGCGACUUGAAUUGGUCUACCACUGAAAUAGAAUUCGACCAAAGUAUUCUUCUGUGGCACAUUGCAACUGAUCUGUGUUACCACAUAGAUGAUGGUAGUACAAAUUUGGGAGAGGAAAUAAAUUCAGAGCGUACAGAAAGCAAACACAUGUCAGAGUACAUGAUGUAUCUUUUGGCAUUGCGUCCUUUCAUGUUGCCUAUGGGGAUUGGGAUGAUAAGGCUCAGAGAUACUUGUGCAGAGGCUAGGGAUUUCUUCAAAGAGCAACGACAGCAACCUAAUAAAGCCCAAGCAUGUAGGAUGUUGCUUCGGGUAAAUACUGAAAUCCAACCAGGUAAAGUUAAAGGGGAUCGCAGCAAAUCUGUGCUGUUUGAUGCUUGCAGGCUAGCCACUGAACUGCUAUCCAAGAAGGGUCAAGCAUGGGAGAUUAUAAGCCAAGUUUGGGUAGAGAUCUUGGCUUAUGCUGCAUGCCAUUGUCGCGGAACUCACCAUGCUCAACAGCUUAGAAAAGGGGGAGAGUUCCUUACCCAUGUCUGGCUUCUGAUGGCACAUUUAGGCAUCACUGAACAGUUUCAGAUUUCUCAGGGUCAUGCUAGAGCUAAGUUAGGUGCAAAAUAAAUCCUUGUACAGUCCUCUUAAUCUGGGCAGAUGGCGGUUAUUUUGAAGGCAAUUUUCUUAUGCUACUAGUUAUAUAUGGUGACCCGUAGCAUUUCAAUGUUUCGAGGUAUAUUAAUAUGGAUUGCAUCCAUGAACCCAUCCAUUGUUGACUGGAGAGCUCAAGCCUUUUAUAUAUUUCUUUUUUUACUCCUUA
Chenopodium quinoa (quinoa) is the source of this 2496-nucleotide messenger RNA. RefSeq lists its product as uncharacterized. NCBI's taxonomy places the organism in Eukaryota, Viridiplantae, Streptophyta, Magnoliopsida, Caryophyllales, Amaranthaceae. Bases 210 to 2303 code for a protein of 697 amino acids. The transcript has 4 exons. The record is from RefSeq and is a predicted model, not a curated record.